CCGCGUAAGAAGCCUUUGGAGCCAGCAGGUGAGCAGUCCAACUUCUGCCGAUGCUUGACCACCCUGGACCUGAUAGGCCUGGGUGUUGGCAGCACGCUUGGAGCAGGGGUUUACGUACUCUCAGGGGAGGUGGCGAGGGAAGUGGCCGGUCCUAGCAUCGUCAUGUCUUUCCUGGUUGCUGCAGUGGCUUCAGUCUUUGCAGGGUUGUGCUACGCUGAGCUUGGUGCUCGUGUCCCAAAGAUGGGCUCGGCCUACCUUUACAGCUAUGUGACUCUAGGAGAAGUGUGGGCAUUUGUGACUGGCUGGAAUCUGCUGCUGUCCUAUGUCAUUGAAACAUCUAGUAUAGCCAAAGCCUGGACUGGAGCAUUCGAUGACCUGAUACACAAUGUUAUGGCUAAGCAUCUAGGGGAACAUACACCAAUGGACUCACCUGGCUUGGCUGAAUACCCAGACUUCUUUGCUGCUGCGCUGAUUAUGUUGCUUGCUGGGGUGCUUGCAUAUGGUCUGAAGGAGUCUGCAAUCGUGAAUACUGUUUUUACAGCAGUAAAUGUGUCUGUGUUGAUUUUUAUCAUCACUUCUGGCUUUAUAAAAGGAGAUCUCAAAAACUGGCACAUCAGUAAAAAGAUAGUUUUAAAUGCAACUUGGGAAAUUAUGAAACUUGAGCCAAAUGAAACUGUCGACUUUGGUGUCGGCGGCUUUUUCCCCUUUGGUUUUGAUGGAACUUUUGCCGGGGCAGCAACCUGUUUCUAUGCUUUCUUUGGAUUUGACUGCAUUGCUACUACUGGAGAGGAGGUACGGAACCCACAGAAAGCCAUACCUCUUGGGAUUGUGGUAUCCCUGCUUAUUUGCUUCGUGGCUUUUUUUGGUGUGUCGGCUUCCCUGACACUUAUGAUGCCCUACUAUCUGCUUGACACUCACAGUCCAUUACCUGUGGCCUUUGAGUACAUUGGCUGGGAGCCUGCAAAGUAUGCUGUUGCUGUAGGAUCCCUUUGUGCACUUUCGACAAGUUUGCUGGGAGUGAUGUUGCCAAUGCCACGGGUGCUGUAUGCCAUGGCCAGAGACGGCCUGCUCUUCAAGCCACUCAGCUUCAUGAGUUCCAGACAAAGUCCUGUCUUGGCUACGUUGUCCUCAGGAGCUGUGGCUGCUUUCAUGGUCCUUUUAUUUGACCUCAAGGCACUGGUGGACAUGAGCUCUAUUGGGACCAUUUUUGCAUACACACUUGUUGCAGUAUGCCUUCUUAUAUUAAGGUACAAAGAUGAUGCCGGAUUUGUCCUCAGACUAGAGCCAUUCUCAAUAAGGGACCUGCUCAGUCCUCCAUUUCAAGCUACCCACCGCACCUCUAAAAACGUCACCAUUCUCACCAUCAUUAUUUUGUUCCUGGUGAUCGUUUUAACCGUGCUCCUGUCUGAGGCCUUGUACUCACUCAGCAGACGGGAACUAUGGAGCGUGCUCCUCGUCUCUGUCCUCGUGCUGACAUUGGUCCUUGCCGUCGUUAUCAUCUGGCGGCAGCCACAGAGCAGGACUAAAGCUUCUUUCAUGGUUCCCUGUGUACCUGUAAUUCCAGUUUUAAGUGUCUUCAUUAAUACCUACUUGAUGGUUCAACUGGAAGGAGAAACCUGGGUCAGCUAUGCUGUUUGGAUGGCAAUUGGUCUGAUCAUAUACUUUGGUUAUGGAGUUCAUCAUAGUGUCCAGAAACAAAGACUCCAAGAGGCACACGAACAGCUCAGUAGCAAUAAUGUAAGCAGUAAUGUUGUGGAUUGUGCUGCUUGAUGCUGUGUUCCACGGAAUAUUUAAGAUGAUCAAGAAAUCACCUUAAAAACAUUUUUUGGAAUUUUACCCUGACUGACACAAAGCUAGUAUGAUGUGUCCUUUGAUGCAUAUUGUUGUGCUAACAACUGCCUGAACUAAAUAUUACCAUGGCAACAAAUGUUGCCAUUUUAUCUGUUUUGACUUGAUCCGUCGAUCUGUGUUAUGCAAUCUUGGCUAUUGUUGUUUAAUGUUAGUAUUUCGGAGUUAAUAUUUCACUUUUUAAAUAUUGAUGUAUGUUUCUGAAGUUGGGGGG
Molecule: messenger RNA, 2062 nt
Organism: Oreochromis aureus
Lineage: Eukaryota; Metazoa; Chordata; Actinopteri; Cichliformes; Cichlidae
Product: cationic amino acid transporter 2-like
Exons: 11
Biological process (GO): transmembrane transport; amino acid transport
Cellular component (GO): plasma membrane
Molecular function (GO): amino acid transmembrane transporter activity
Source: RefSeq, a predicted model, not a curated record